CCUCUGAUUGCUUGUCUGGUUCGUGGCCACUUCUUCCUCGCGAAGAUGACACGACGACACCACCGGUGACCACGCAAGCUCUGUUGCCUUGGUUUGCCCGACAUAUACUGCUCUGGACUAGCUGCCCAGCUGUUCCCGAAAUUGAAUUCCUGCUUUCCUCCUUGCGUUUGCCCUCUGUCAGCAAUCACAUAGUUGUGUGCGCGCUCGCCGCUUUCUUGACCUGAACGGCAUCAUGGCGGACCUGUCUCUGGAGAGCUACUGGCAGCUCCCGCCUCUGUCCAGGACACUGGCGACUGCCACAUUUGCCUUAUCCCUUGCCAUCCACACCGGUCUCCUCCCCGGCUGGUGGUUUGUCUGGGCCCCACGCUUCCUGUGGAUGUUUCCGCCCCAGAUAUGGCGGUUCGCAACCGCGUUCCUGAUCACCGGACCCAAACUCGGCCUGCUCUUUGACACAUACUUUCUCUACUCGUACUUGAGCCAGCUGGAGGUUGGCCACCCGCGAUUUCCCCGCAAGGAGGAUCUCAUCUGGUAUUUGAUGUUUGUCGGCGGAAGUAUCAUGACCAUCAACUACCUGACCGGCUUCGGCUUCGUUGCCUUCCUCCAGGCCCUCAUAGUGGCCAUCUGCUACACCGUGACCCAGGAUCAGCGCGGCAUGAAAGUCAGCUACAUGUUCAUCACCAUUCCUGCCCAGCUCAUGCCCUACGCCAUGAUCCUGAUCAACCUGCUCUUUCCCGGCGGUGUCAUGAACAUGCUCCUGCAGGCUCAGGGGCUCGUCGCCGGGCACUUGUUCGAGUUCCUCACUCGGGUUUGGCCCGAGUACGGCGGCGGCAGCAACCUCAUUCCGACCCCCGCGGUGCUGUCGACGAUUGUCCAGGCCACCGGAUCGAUUCAGGGAAGAGUCACAGGUGGUGGUGGUGCUCGCCCGAGCGACCAGGCGUCUGGCCGCACCACGGGCGCUUCAAGGGGUCCGCUGCCCGACUCAUGGCGGACGCGGGGCCCAGGUCAGCGCCUGGGCUGAUGAUGGUUGCAGAGUAUCAUGUACACAACACAGUAGGAGAGCGUUCAUAGCGAGAGAAUGUAUGAUUGAUGAAAGUUGCC
Messenger RNA from Purpureocillium takamizusanense, 1098 nucleotides. RefSeq lists its product as uncharacterized. Gene Ontology annotation, biological process: endoplasmic reticulum unfolded protein response. Gene Ontology annotation, cellular component: endoplasmic reticulum membrane; Hrd1p ubiquitin ligase ERAD-L complex. The transcript has 3 exons. The record is from RefSeq and is a predicted model, not a curated record. Lineage: Eukaryota; Fungi; Ascomycota; Sordariomycetes; Hypocreales; Ophiocordycipitaceae. Gene Ontology annotation, molecular function: ubiquitin-specific protease binding; misfolded protein binding. Bases 233 to 1018 code for a protein of 261 amino acids.